This is a messenger RNA of Podarcis raffonei (Aeolian wall lizard), 1865 nucleotides long. RefSeq names its product ciliary neurotrophic factor receptor (gene CNTFR). Gene Ontology annotation, molecular function: cytokine binding; ciliary neurotrophic factor receptor activity. Bases 473 to 1561 code for a protein of 362 amino acids. Lineage: Eukaryota; Metazoa; Chordata; Lepidosauria; Squamata; Lacertidae. The record is from RefSeq and is a predicted model, not a curated record. Gene Ontology annotation, cellular component: CNTFR-CLCF1 complex; external side of plasma membrane; ciliary neurotrophic factor receptor complex. The transcript has 10 exons. Gene Ontology annotation, biological process: cytokine-mediated signaling pathway.
CGGCUCGCCGCUGCGGCUUGCAAACAGGGAGGCGGCAAACGCGUAGCCGGUGCGCGUUGUAAAACCGGCCACUGGAGAAAGCGGGCGAGCGAUCCUGGAGGACGAGCGGGCCGUGGGUCGUCCGGGCGUGUUCCCCGAGCUGGUGGUCUUGCACGUGCGAAUGCAACCUGCUUUUUGGAUGCCAACCUUGUGUGUGUGAGAGAAGGAGAAGUUUGAUCAUAAAUUAAUUCCUCCCGAGUCCUCCUGGCUCUGGGCGUGAGGCGCGAUCGCCCCAACAGACGCGUGUCGCCCACGCUGCACUCUUCUGCGCGCCGAACUUCUUUCAGACUGAUCGUGCAGACUUGAAAGAUUCAGUAAGGAAGGAAGCCCUGGAUUUCAAAGGCGAGACCCCAGAACAGGGAAAGUGUGGAGAAGCUGAGAGGAGUUGGAUGAGCAAUUUGGACCACACCUUGCUGCCUGCAACACCUGAGAGAUGGCUUACCCUGUGUCGGCAGCGUGUUACGUGGUGCUAGCUGCGGUGGUGGUCGUUUAUGCUCAGAGGCACAGCCAGCAGGAAUCCCACAUUCACUACGCGCAGUUGGGGACUGACGUGACGCUACAGUGUGGGUCUGUGGACAGGGAUGCUGCGGUCACUUGGACGGCCAACAGCACCGACCUCGAUGCAUCCCAUCUCAACGGCUCCCGUCUCGUCCUCCGGAACGUAGACCUCUCCCACAGCGGACAGUACUCCUGCUACGAGGGCUCCUCAUGGCAUCUGAAGUACCGGGUCAACCUCAAAGUAGGAACGCCGCCCAAGGAGCCCGCAUUGAUGUGCCGGUCGAACAAUUACCCCAGCGGCUUCUACUGCAGUUGGCACAUGCCCAUCCCGACGUACAUUCCAGACACCUUCAACAUCACCGUAAUGCACGACUCCAAGGAGAUUGUGUGCGACAUGGACGUCUCCCUCAAAAACAGGUGCUACAUCCGGUACCUUCACCUUUUCUCCAGCAAGAAGUACAAGGUGACUUUGACGGUCACAAACGCCCUGGGCAGCAGCUCCACCUCCAUCUCUUUCGACGAGUUCGCGAUAGUAAAGCCGGACCCUCCAGAGAACGUGGUGGCUAAGCCCAUCCCCAACAACGCCCGGAGGCUGCUAGUGACGUGGCAGUACCCUUCCUCGUGGCCCGAUCCGGACUCCUUUCCCCUCAAGUUCUUCCUGAGGUACCGGCCGCUCAUCAUUGACCAGUGGCAACACGUGGAGCUGUCGGACGGGACGACCCACAUAAUCACCGACGCCUACGCGGGCAAGGAGUACAUCAUCCAGGUGGCAGCCAAGGACAACGAGAUCGGCACGUGGAGCGACUGGAGCGUGGCCGUGCAUGCCACGCCCUGGACCGAGGAGCCCAAGCAUCUCACCACGGAAGCCCAGGGAGCAGAGACGACGACCGCCAGCACCUCAGCCUUUGUGGUCCCCACCACCAGCAGCAUCGGGAACUCGGAGGAGCAAGGCAGCGAUGGAGCCAUCGCCCUGUCCUGGGUGGCUAGUCUGCUAUUGGUGGCUUUCAGCAUCCACUUUAUUUAACUCGGCCUCGGAGCCCCGCUGAGGAGGUCCCCGACUCACCGGAACGUCUGUCUUUGCUUCUGUUUUGCACAUGGUCUGAAGGACGUGUUCCGUUUCUCUUCAUCGCUGCACUUCCCGGAAGGCCGAGCCCCCCCAAAAAAAACAGAUCCAAGGGGGCCCAGGCUCUCCGCCCGCCCACCCGCCUGCCACCCAACAAACCACAAACUUUCCCGGAACUUUGCAAAGCCGCCUGACUAAACCUUCAAAAGGACAGAGCUCUCCUCACACGCGAAAGUGACAGGUGGGAAUGUGGGGUGGGAUCGGG